GUUCUAGGACUUAAUAACACUUAAAAAUCGUGACAAUUGUUAUAGAACACAGGCUGGCACCAGUGACGCUACCAUCUCCAACAUCCCCUUCGAGUCAAAAAAUUUCAUACCCUUUUUUUCCCGAAAUUUAACACCCAUUUUUAGUGUUCUGGCCCCAUAUCGAGCUAGCUCUCCACUACUAAGAUCUCCCCAUAUUGUUAGUAAAAAUCAUGACAAAUCACCAACUAAAUAGUCCCAAUCCAUAUACUUUUGAAAGGCCGAUCAUCCUAUCACCUCCACCAUUAGAACAAGCCAACUCUUCUUCAGUACUUCCUCAAUUAAGUGGUAAUACAGGAUCUAAGACUAAUAAUCCUAAUACUAAUACUAAUCCUAAUUCUAAUCCUAAUUCUAAUCCUAAUCCUCCUAAUAUUGAUAAUAAGAAUAUUAGCGUCCCCUUACCUCGUCAUGCUGAAAGACAACAAAGUGUUGGAUAUAAUUUACAACAUGAAUUUGAAACAUUAACUGCCGAUUUGGAUUUGGAUUUAACCAACCAUAAUCCAACAUCUACUUCCAUUACUUCUAAGUAUGGAUUUGGUUCAGAUUUACUCAGUGGAACUACUACUCCAUUAUCCAAUCCUAAUACUAAUUCCAAUACAAAUUCUCUUUUAAGAGGUGAACCUCCACAUUCUCAUCAUCAUUCUAAUAUAAUUUCUCCUAUUCCUAGUGGGAUUUCAAGUCUUUCUUCUCAUCAUGUACUUCCUGGAUUUUUGGGUAAUGGUCCAACUCCUAAUGGUGCUAAUACUUCAAAUAACACUACUACUUCCAAUUCCAAUUCUUCCAAUACUACCAAUGCCUUUUUACCUCCAUUAGCUUCAUUGCCAAAUAGACCACAAUCAGUUAAUGAUUUCUCAAAUUUCUUUUCAACUACUACCAAUACCUCCACCAAUAAUUCUAAUAAUGGUAAUAACAAUAACAAUAACAAUAUUAAUAAUAAUAAUAAUAAUUCCACUAACUUCUACCUGGAUAUAUUAUUAUUCUCUAAUUGGAUUGAAAAUUUAAAUCCCCAAGAAAUCUUAACUAUGAUUGAAUACUUAUGUAAUAAUUUACCGUUAGAUAUCUUAUUAACUUUCAAAUCUAAAUUGGAUAAUCACUUGACUUCUGCUCAACAAUCUCAAGCUCUGGGACCUCAAGGUAAUUAUCCAUUUUCUCCAUAUAAUGCUUAUACUCAAGCACCAUCGGAUUUAUAUAAUGAUAUGGAACAUUUGAAUCUUGGUGAGAAUAGAAUCGCUUCUCCUCCUCCUCAUCAACAUGCCCAUCAUGGUCAACAUCAUCAGUUGCAUGCUAGCCAACUUCAUCAACCUAAACCCAAACCAAGAGGUAGUCAUUACUUAUAUGUUGAUCAAAAGAAUCAAAGACCACGGUCAGCAGAUCCCUUGAGAUAUCAACAGCAACAACAAACCCAACAGCAGCAGCAACAGCAACAGCAACAGCAGCAACAGCAACAGAUUCAUCAACAACAACAGCAACAAUCUCAGCAGCAACAACAAUCUCAGCAACAACAACAGCUUGAAAGGGCCAGAUCUCCAACUUCUCAUUUAUAUGAGAAGACCAACUUCUUACAAUUGGCAGCAGCAAAUUCCAACCCACCUCUGGUCCAUUCUCAUCAACCUCAGGGAGGUAUUUCGACUUCUCAAUCCAAUAGUGGGACAACUACUAAUUCAAGUGGGAAGCAAGGUAGUCCAUCAGAUGAUAUGGAGCUCUCUGCAAGUACUGCCUUAAAAUUAGGUGCAUUGGCCACCAUUAACUCAAGAGUUGCGCUUGAUUCUAAUAGAAAGUAUGGCCAUCAUUUACAGCCUCAGCAGCAACAACUGCAGCAACAACUGCAACAGCAACAAGCACAACCACCACUGCAACAACUGCAACAACAGCAACAGAAGAGUACCCUGUUGGCACUUGCAUAUGAAGAUUCAAUCAAUCGAAACGUUAACUCGUCGUCGGUUCCAUUGAGUAUUCAUCGUGGAACCUCUGGCAGUAGUAAUAACUCUGUAAAAUCUCCAAAACAUAAGAAAUCCAACAACAGCAACACCAAUGAAAGUUUAUCGGGAAUAAACCCAAUUGGAUCUACUAGUUCUACUCCAUUAUCAUCAUCUAAUUCUUCUAUGCCUCCAGAAGUAUCUAAUGAAGAAUUGUUAAAUAACAUUCCCGCUUGGUUGAAAUUAUUACGAUUACAUAAGUAUACGGAUUGUUUAAAGGAUAUCCCAUGGCAAGAAUUAAUUGAAUUAGAUAAUGAUCAAUUAGAAGCUAAAGGAGUAGCUGCUCUUGGAGCUCGUCGUAAAUUAGCUAAAGCAUUUGAUGUGGUUAAGAGUGAUUUGGGUCAAACUAAAUGAUAUAUAUGUAUUAAACGAUUAACAAGAAGUAAAGUUAAAUAAAGAAAAGCAAAGAAAAAGAAAAGGUAAGAU
Molecule: messenger RNA, 2438 nt
Organism: Scheffersomyces amazonensis
Lineage: Eukaryota; Fungi; Ascomycota; Pichiomycetes; Serinales; Debaryomycetaceae
Exons: 1
Coding region: 210-2366 (718 amino acids)
Biological process (GO): regulation of mRNA stability; nuclear-transcribed mRNA poly(A) tail shortening
Cellular component (GO): P-body
Molecular function (GO): protein binding; mRNA binding
Source: RefSeq, a predicted model, not a curated record